AUGGCGUCUCCCGUCGCUUCGGCCGCCCUACGGUCUCGCGUCAAACGCGCAUCUUUGCUGAACAAACUCGUCCGUCCCCAAGACCUCCUCCAGCACUUUCCCAACGGCGCCUACAUCGGCUGGUCCGGGUUCACCGGCGUCGGCUACCCCAAGAAGAUUCCCACAUUCCUCGCCGACCACGUCGAGCAGAACAGCCUCCAGGGCCAGCUGCGCUACAGCCUGUUUGUCGGCGCCUCCUCCGGCGCCGAGACGGAGAACCGUUGGGCUGGCCUCAACAUGAUUGAGCGACGAAGCCCUCACCAGGUUGGCAAGGCCAUCUCCAAGGGUAUCAAUGAGGGCCGCAUCCACUUCCACGACAGGCAUCUGUCCCAGUUUCCCGUCGACCUCGUCUACGGCUUCUAUACAAAGGAACGCCCCAACAAGAACCUCGACGUCGUCGUCGUCGAGGCCACCGAAAUCAAGGAGGACGGCAGCAUCGUCCCUGGCGCCUCCGUCGGCGCCACCCCCGAGCUGGUACAGAUGGCCGACAAGAUCAUCAUCGAGGUCAACACCUCGCUGCCGAGCUUCGACGGCCUGCACGACAUCACCAUGACCGACCGGCCCCCGCACCGCAAGCCCUACCUCAUCAUGGGCGUUGAGGACCGCAUCGGUCGCACCUCCAUCCCCAUCGACACGGAAAAGGUCGUCGGUAUCAUCGAGUCCGACUACCCCGACCAGACGGCCCCCAACACCCCGGCCGACGCCGCCUCGCGUGCCAUCGCCGGCCAUCUCAUCGAGUUCUUCGAUCACGAGGUCACCCACGGCCGCCUGCCCAAGAGCCUCCUCCCCCUGCAGUCCGGCAUCGGCAACAUCGCCAACGCCGUCGUCGGCGGCCUCAAGGACUCCAACUUCUGGAACCUCAAGGUCUGGACCGAGGUCAUCCAGGACACCUUCCUCGACCUCUUCGACUCGGGCCACCUCGACUUCGCCACCGCCACCUCGGUCCGCUUCUCCCCCGACGGCUUCCAGCGCUUCUACGACAACUGGGACAGCUAUCAUAACAAGCUCCUCCUCCGCAGCCAGGGCGUCUCCAACUCCCCCGAGAUCAUCCGCCGCCUCGGCGUCAUCGGCAUGAACACCCCCGUCGAGGUCGACAUCUACGCCCACGCCAACAGCACCUGCGUCUUGGGCUCCCGCAUGCUCAACGGCCUCGGCGGCAGCGCCGAUUUCCUCCGCAACGCAAAGUACAGCAUCAUGCACACUCCCUCCACCCGCCCCUCCAAGACGGACCCCCACGGAGUCAGCACAAUCGUCCCCAUGUGCACCCACAUCGAUCAGACCGAGCACGACUUGGACGUUGUCGUCACCGAGAACGGCCUCGCCGACGUCCGCGGCCUGAGCCCCCGCGAGCGCGCUCGCGUCAUCAUCAAGAACUGCGCUCACCCCCUCUACCGGCCCAUCCUGGAGCGCUACUUUGACAAGGCCGAGUUCGAGUGCCUCCGCAAGGGCAUGGGUCACGAGCCCCACUUGCUCUUCAACACCUUUGACAUGCACAAGGCUCUCGUCGAGGAGGGCAGCAUGCAGAAGGUCAAGAGCUUCUAA
Colletotrichum graminicola M1.001 is the source of this 1581-nucleotide messenger RNA. Its product is annotated as acetyl-CoA hydrolase/transferase domain-containing protein. Gene Ontology annotation, biological process: acetate metabolic process. The transcript has a single exon. Lineage: Eukaryota; Fungi; Ascomycota; Sordariomycetes; Glomerellales; Glomerellaceae. Gene Ontology annotation, molecular function: acetyl-CoA hydrolase activity; acetate CoA-transferase activity. The record is from RefSeq and is a predicted model, not a curated record. The coding region runs from base 1 to 1581 and encodes 526 amino acids. Gene Ontology annotation, cellular component: mitochondrion.